Molecule: messenger RNA, 1862 nt
Organism: Exophiala viscosa
Lineage: Eukaryota; Fungi; Ascomycota; Eurotiomycetes; Chaetothyriales; Herpotrichiellaceae
Exons: 2
Coding region: 419-1840 (473 amino acids)
Source: RefSeq, a predicted model, not a curated record
CCUGUACCUUGUGCCUGUCUCCCUUUCCCCGUGCCAAGCUCUCUCAAUCCCUGGUCUGUGUUGACAUCAGUCAGAACUCGUCAACAUCAACUCGUCAACUCGUCGCUUCCUCAAUAGCAUCGUCGAGCACACUCUUCUUUUGAAGUCUUGCUCAUUCCUCGGUCCAGUUUCUCUUAUCCAAGUUUGGCUUUUCUUUGUAACGAAGAUUCGAUCACAUCCAGCCCAUCUUUUAAGCCACCACACCGAAUGACGUUUGAAGCAUUUCCUGUUUGCCGUCUAAAAAUGUCGUAACGCGUCGCGGCACGGGAUUUAUCUCCGAGCAACCAAGUACCACCACUAUCUCCUUUUUGACAGUACCGGAUUCAUCGUAUCUCAACCACUUCAUCAACGACAAACUGUGUGAAGCACAUCCAUCACCAUGGCUUCUGAAAAGGCUCCCGAAAAGCCGCCUCCCGUCACAGUCCCUGAGUCUAUACAAACUGGACGCACAAUCAGUCCCUCCCCAGGACUAAGGCAGCGAGCAUUUGGACGGACGUCGACGUUCGCCGAGGAAAAUGCACGGCAGGGUCGUCGUUCAAGCUCUUUUCUGUCAGAGUCGCUCUCUGAUACGCGAAAGUCGUUGAGAUCAUCGACUACGGUCGACGACAUAUUGUUGCCCCGUCCAAGAGGAGCAGACGACCUCGACGACAUCCAUGAUGAAAGUUCUCACUGGCAAUCGCUACCUUUGGGUCUCGCUCUGCUUCCGGCUGUUGGGGGCCUGUUCUUCAAGAAUGGCAGUGCCAUCGUCACUGAUGUCACACUGCUGGGUCUGGCUGCAAUCUUCAUGAAUUGGGCACUCAGGUCGCCGUGGGAUUGGUAUCGAGCGGCCCAGAGCCAGAUACCAGCAGAACCAAACAGUCCUACUGCUAGCGUGUUUUCGCCAGUGGAUGAGACAGAAGAAGAUGCUGAUUCGGAAUCGAAGGCCGACAAAGGUGAUGGUACCACAGAUCGCUCAGAUGCCCUCCGAUCGGAAAGACAGUCCGCCCAAAAAGAACUUCGGUUCUAUGAGCUUACAGCGCUACUUUGCUGUUUCACUUUUCCCUUGCUAGGCGCUUGGCUUCUGCAUGCCAUCAGGUCACAAUUGAGUCGCCCUUCCGAGGGACUGGUUUCCGACUACAACUUGACCAUAUUCAUGCUAGUUGCCGAAAUUCGACCUCUCUCACAUCUAAUUAAGAUGGUCCAGAGGAGGACUCUUUUUGUUCAACGAAAGAUCAACGUGGAAUUGCUGCCCGAAGCUAAACCAGGUGACCCUCAACAACUUAGAGAUGUCUCCAGCAGGCUGGAGGAGUUAGAAGCGCAUGUCGCGAAUCGAAUCGCUGGCAAUGCUGCGAACGAAACACCGGCAAACAGCGAAGCGCUCGCUCAAAAGGCUUCCGCUUCGGCUACUGCUGAUGUCAAGAAAGCCAUACAGCCCGAGCUUGACGCCUUGAACAGAGCGAUGCGCCGAUACGAGAAGAGAACAACUAUAUCAGCGGUGCAAUUCGAAGCUAGAUUACAGGAUCUCGAAGCCCGUCUACACGAUGUGGUAUCAUUGGCGGCGGCCGCGCAGCGAAAUGCCGAUCGCAAAUCAGAUAAAUAUGCUGUGACGCUGGCGAACUGGAUAUCUGCGGUCGUGGUUGUUCCCACGCAAUCCUUCUUGUAUCUCUUGAGCAUGCCGGGAAGAUUGGUGACGCGGGUCAUGGCGAUACCGAAGAGGUAUAUGGUCGGUAAUGCCAAGGGUCCAACGCUGAAAGAGGGUCGGCAGCCACGGCGGAAUGUGCAGCCACGUCCGAAUGAACGCGAGAGGCGACCGAAGGGCUAGCUGAGCGACAGAUCUCCAGGGU